AAAAAAGCAUGGGUCCGGACGCCAGCCAGCCGUGCCAAAUCAGCAAGCGAGAGCGACGCGCACGCGCUCGGAGCUUUGGGGUCAAAAUGGCGCUCCUCCCGGCGGCGACCCGCGCGGCGGCGGCGGGGCUCUGCCGGAUCGCGGCGAGCGCGUCCUCCUCGCCGCCGUCGUCGGCUCCGGCGAGGAGGGAGCGGGAGCUGCCGCUCGCGCUGCUGGCGGAGCGGGGGAAGAUGGUGGUGGGUGGCCACCGCGGGAUGGGGAUGAACGCGGUGGGGGCUCCGCCGGGGGCCCGCGUCGGGGCCGCCAGGGAGCGGGAGAACACGCUGCUCUCCUUCGGCCGCGCCGCCGCGCACGCCGCCGUCGCCUUCGUCGAGUUCGAUGUCCAGGUCACAAAAGAUGGCUGCCCAAUAAUCUUCCAUGAUGACUUCAUCUUAACACAAGGAAUUGGGGCUGUAUAUGAAAGGCGUGUAACUGAUCUUCUCUUGGAAGAAUUCCUCUCAUAUGGGCCACAAAAAGAAUCUCGCAAGGUCUCUAAGCCUUUACUUAGACGGACAGGAGAUGGUAGAGUCCUUAAUUGGAGUACAGAAGAAGAUGAUUCCCUUUGCACAUUGCAAGAGGUCUUUGAAUGUGUCAGUCCUCAUCUGGGAUUUAACAUUGAGCUAAAGUUCGAUGACAACGUUCUCCAUCACAAGAAAGACCUUGAACGUGCUCUUCAAGCUAUAUUGCAGGUUGUUUUUCAGAAUGCUAGGGAUAGACCAGUUUUUUUCUCAUCUUUCCAUCCUGAUGCGGCUAUGAUGACACGGGAGCUCCAAAGUUUAUAUCCUGUACUUUUCUUAACAGAAGGAGGGACAUCCAAACACCAUGAUUCAAGAAGGAACUCACUGAACAAUGCCAUUCAGGUAUGCUUAGAGCAUGAUUUGCAUGGGAUCGUGUCAGACGUCAGAGGCAUUCUCAAGAACCCUGCUGCAGUCGUCAGAGCACAAGAAUCCAACCUUGCACUUCUCACUUACGGGCAGCUCAAUAACGUGUGGGAAGCAGUCUAUGUCCAGUACCUGAUGGGCAUAAACGGCGUCAUCGUUGAUCAGGUGGAGGAGAUCUCAAAUGCUGUGGCGGGGUUCAGUAAACCAGACCUCAACCGGAGCAGUGCUGGUGUGGACGGAGCAACACAUCAGGCCUUCUCGCAGCAGCAGCUUGGGUUCUUGCUCCGGCUUAUACCUGAAUUGAUUGAGCAGCGACAUUGAAGGUACAUUGAUCAUAAUACCCAAGUGAAAUCUCAGCUUUGACCCUCAAGCGUAUGACCGGCAUUCGUCUUCGGUCGAUGGUUGUUCAGAUAGGACGAGUCUAACAUCAGUUUGACAGUUUAGGUGGUAUACUUUGUAUGUUGAUUGUGAGUGCAUAGAUGAUUCCAUACAGGCCAAACCCAGUUCCCUGUUAGUACAGCCGACCAUGAUCGUGGUCUUGAUACAAAUAUAUCUGUUCACAGAAACUGUUGUCAACAACAGUUAUAACAAGAGUGAUGUACUGAUGUAUGCCAUGUAUCGUUGGAAAGUUACAAGAUUGUAAUUUCCACAUCCAAUUCUUGCUUGCUUUU
Molecule: messenger RNA, 1591 nt
Organism: Setaria italica (foxtail millet)
Lineage: Eukaryota; Viridiplantae; Streptophyta; Magnoliopsida; Poales; Poaceae
Product: glycerophosphodiester phosphodiesterase GDPD1, chloroplastic
Exons: 7
Coding region: 9-1241 (410 amino acids)
Biological process (GO): glycerophospholipid catabolic process
Molecular function (GO): phosphoric diester hydrolase activity
Source: RefSeq, a predicted model, not a curated record